Dermacentor silvarum is the source of this 4026-nucleotide messenger RNA. Its product is annotated as venom serine carboxypeptidase. The transcript has 5 exons. NCBI's taxonomy places the organism in Eukaryota, Metazoa, Arthropoda, Arachnida, Ixodida, Ixodidae. Gene Ontology annotation, molecular function: serine-type carboxypeptidase activity. Bases 67 to 1509 code for a protein of 480 amino acids. The record is from RefSeq and is a predicted model, not a curated record. Gene Ontology annotation, biological process: proteolysis.
AGCUGCUGUGCGACCGUUAUAGCCCGUCAUUCCACGAUUUCUUUCACAGCCAGGCACUUUGCUGCGAUGGCCAUGAGGAUCCUUUGCUUUCUCAUUUCCUGCGUGGGCCUACUGCUCACAUCUGGAAUCCAUGCGGAUGACGGGUCUCCGAAAGAAAACGUUGCUGCGACACUAGCUGCGGCUGAAGAGUGCAGCGUAGGGGAGACGCUGUACCUGACGCCGCUCAUUGAGGCAGGGACGCUGGAUGAGGCCAAGUUGCUUAGCAAGGUCGGUCGCAUCGGAGCAGAUAACGAAGUGCCCAGCUAUGCCGGAUACAUCACUGUCAAUCCACAGUUCAACAGUAACCUGUUCUUCUGGUUUGUACCCGCGAUGACAAACCCGGAGAAUGCUCCGGUGGUGCUGUGGCUACAAGGGGGACCCGGAUCGUCUUCACUGUUGGGAUUCUUCGUCGAGCAUGGGCCGUACCGCUUGUCGAAAGACGGCAAGGACGUGAAGUUCCGCAAGCGGACGUGGGCCCGUCGCUACUCGAUGUUGUACGUGGACCAGCCAGUCGGGUCGGGCUACAGCUUCACCGACAGCAAACGCGGCUACGCACGCGACAUGACCGACGUGGGCCGUGACAUGCUCGAGUUUCUACAGCAGUUCUUCACGCUGUUUGGAGAGCUUGGCCAGAACGAGUUCUACAUCACAGGAGAGUCAUACGCCGGCAAGUACGUGCCGACGGUCGGCGCAGUCUUGCACCAAAACGCCGACACAAUGCGGGUCAAGAUAAACUUCCGAGGCAUCGCCAUCGGCAACGGAUUCACGGACCCCGUCAACAUGCUGGGUUUCGGUGAGCUUCUCUACAGCUUCGGACUCAUCGACCGUAUCUCCGCCGACUACAUGACGCGCGUCGCCAACCAGGCGGCCGACUGCAUCCGCGGUGGUCUCAUGCGAGACGCUGUGGUGCUGAUGGACAGACUGUUCUUCGGCGUGAUUCACAAAAACACAUUUUACGAGAACGUCACGGGCAUGCACUACUAUUACAACUUGCUCUACGACACCGCGCCUAACGACAACGUCGCGUUCAAGACGUUCGUGCAGAGACCGGAGCUCCGACGCGCCCUGCACGUGGGACACCAAACGUUUCACAUGUCGCACAGCGUCGUGGCUACUAGUUUAUUUGACGACCUACUGCGUUCGGCCAGGCCGCAGUUCACCGUGGUCGUGGAGGGUGGCUACAAGGUUCUCGUGUACAACGGCAACCUCGAUAUGGCCAUGGCCACCACUCAGACGGAGAACUUCCUCUCACAAGUGGCCUGGUCGCACGCCGACCGCUGGAACCGCGAGCCGCGGACGGUGUGGCGCAGUGGCGAUGGCCGCAGCUUAUACGGCUACAAGAAGACUGUCGAAAACCUCAGCUUCGUGGUGGUGCGAAACGGUGGACACCUCCUUCCUUUCGACCAACCGAGGGCCUCGUACGAACUGAUAACGGCGUUCAUAGACAACAAGCGUCCUUUUGAAGCCUAGGCUUCUUCGUGUAUGGCGAAUUCAAUAAUGGCUGCAGGUAUACCGCUGGCUUCUGUAGUCGACGGCGUCCUCAAAGUUUCCGCAACACCUGUUUUCGCCUGAGGUUCACUCAAGAUAUGACGUGCAUUGUUGCUGCUGUAAGUCGCUGCUCUGAAGACUGGUCAAAAUUGUACGCGGGCUGUCGCGGCCAAGGUCGCUGUGAAACUUAAUCUCGUGCUGCGAAGAGUUACUGCUCAAGAUUUACGCGCACUGCGCUGCGGUGUAUGCACCACAUGCGCACGUGUGGUUGGCAAGGUGGACGAACAGGGGAAUUUCCUCGAAUGCGCUGCAUUCAACUUUACCUUGUCUUAAAGGCAUAUGUCUCAUAGUAUACAAAACAAUGGCGAAUGGAGCACAUUUUCGCAAGUCAAUUGACGGGCUUAACUGGCGUUAGGAGGCAUAGAAUGCGCAAGUGUCUAUUGCAUGCGGUCACAUGUGAACCUGGCACAUCUCCUGAAUGAAGCAAGCUCAUGUAUCAAUUUUCUUACGUCUUAAUAUUGUGUUCUGUUUGCUUUUGGUCGAACGUACACUAUGUGAACGUAUGUCAGCCUCGCGAAAAGCUUCCGCUAGACAUGAUAUUAACUUGAACCCAAUAAUGAGCAUGCGUGCAAAUUAUUAGGUUCUGGUUGUGUCCUAAAGUUGGGCAUAGAUUACAAGUUUUCCGUAAAAAGUCGGUAAAAAGAAGAGACGCCCUAUGAUCAGAAGGGGUAAAAGCAGAAAUAUAGCUCAAUUUAACAGUUGAGUCAAAUGAUUUCACUAUGAAUAACUUAUUGCAAAGGCGCCAACGCGCAUGCUCUUCCCAAAUGAAACGCCGAGUAAUUGCUACGUAAACAACGGAUCAAUCGUACACGUCUCAUGCGUUCAGGUAUGUUAGUGGCGCAGCUGUUUUCUCCGAAGCACAGCUGUCGAUGAAAGCAAUUGAGCAUCGUUGUUCAAUAUGUCCGACCCAGUGCGUUCUAUUGAAACAUAGUCAGCACACACUAACGCCAACGAAUCGCAGAGACAAAGCAGUGACUCGAUCGACGCAUCGCAAGCUCGAAGUUUGCAUUAGUGCGAGCCAUGUAUGUGUGAUCGCGUGCGCCACGUGAUCCGCGCACUGAGCUACGAUUGUGUGGCUAUACAGGCCACAUGAACAUACACCAUUGCAGAUAGUGUGCGAGUGGAUCAUGUGCCAGUAUAGAUAAGUGCCGACUACUAACUAGUUGUUGUUGCACCGAAACUCAGGUACGCACGGCACAGAAAGCGCAAACCCAAUUAAAAACGAAGUGGAACAAUGGGCUUAUUUUUGCCUUACAAGUACUAAUCAUUUUUGACAACGACCGCAAAGCACUCUACCAAAGCGUGGGUCAUUACGAAGCAUCACCAUUGCAUUAACAAGCAAUCUGAAUGAAACUAUUAUAGUGCAUGCGUUGACUGCGUACUUUGUGGUCUUUGUAUUGACAGACUUCGAGGAAGAAUUCACAAAGGUUUUCUUUCGUAAGAACUUUUGUCGUUGACUAGUGGCUAUCGUUAAUAAUAUAAUUAUUAUCGUGAUUGAAUGGCGCCUGAUAUUACGAAUCACUCUAGCGUACGAAGUCGAUCCUUUGUGAAAACGGGCCCAAUUCUACAUUUAUUGUACGCUGAUUGUCGUGGCUGGUUUGCCAGUGAUCCCGCGUAAAGACGAGAAAAUAAAGAAACAAAACUUAGAUGCUCAAGCAGACCAUUCCGCAGUGACAGAGUGCACUUACCACACUCCAUGUUGCCAGAGUGUGCUUAUCGAAAUAAGCACACUCACAUUAAAUAUGCUUAUAGAUAUGCGUCCACGGAUAUGGAUUAACGAGCUUGUUUAACUGCCUUUCUAUCUUUAACUUUUCUAGCUGAAAACAAGGUGAAACUGUAUUUGACCAUGCCCGCGGUAGACGGCGACGGAAAAAUAAUAAUGAAAAGAUAUGGGGGUCGACCUCACAUGGACGUAAACAGCCGUGUUUGCAGCGAAAUUUCAGUGCCUCUCAUGUGUUUCUUUCUCUCUCUCCUUUUUUUGAUGCAGCCAUUCACCUCAACUGACUGACCCACUGUUUUUUGAUUUUAAUGAGAGCGAAGGUGGUGCUGAUGCGGCAGAGUCAUAAUUGGCCGUGUCACAGUGAACGACAGUCGGGUCAUACAUAGUACGCUUUCUUUUAACAAUGUCAAAAGGGCUCACAAAUGAAAUGUCCGUUCUCGAGCAUUUAUUCAUCGUGACUCUUCGUUCAUGCCCGUCAUGAGGUGCGUGAAGGUCGUUCAGUGCAAUGUUAUUUUUUUCCCUGUGCGCAUUGCUGUUGUGGUUAUUGAAGAUCAGUUAUGGCUGAGUAAUCGGCCACAGCGUUGUUCGCAAUCGCACAAAAGGUUACAAUAGAAGGCGAAAUAAAUGUUUUCAUAACUCUGCAUUCCUUGAUGCCAUCGUCAAUUUCUGCUUGGAUUCUUUUUUUUCGGCUCCGCAGGAACCCCAGUAGAAGUGUGUUU